Cryphonectria parasitica EP155 is the source of this 996-nucleotide messenger RNA. RefSeq lists its product as uncharacterized. The transcript has 2 exons. Lineage: Eukaryota; Fungi; Ascomycota; Sordariomycetes; Diaporthales; Cryphonectriaceae. The record is from RefSeq and is a predicted model, not a curated record. The coding region runs from base 1 to 996 and encodes 331 amino acids.
AUGGAAGCCCAAGCAGGCGAAGAAGAGAUAGGCAGAGGUUCAGGGCGGAGAGGGCGCGAACGUUUCGGAACACAAGACUCUUGCAUUUCUGGGCGUCAACCCAGAGUCAACCAAGCGGUUCCUGGCUUCUUUGCAGAGCUUCUCACUAAGGAUCCUGGCGCCCUCCAGGCGCAUGAAUACCACCAGACCCGGCGCCGGACGGCAAAGCUCCUCAAGAGACAGACGGCAUACCUGCGCCGGUCUACCACAGAGGCCGAACCCCGGCCCCUCUCCGCCAUUCUUGACACUUGGGACCAGAUCCGGAGCAUCCUGGGACCCCAGAUGCCGCGCCCCGACGGACUGGACAUGUCAGAUUUCGCACCCAACCCCCACAUUGCCAAGCUGGGUGGCAAGGCCGCCCAGGAGUUUGUGGCCGCCUCUGGCGAGGCUAUCUUGCGCGUGGCUGAGUGCCUCGGCGAGUCGCUUGAGGAAGAUAUACCGGAUGACAAGCUCACCAGCGAGGUCACCCGUGUCAUCAACCACUCCUUCUUCCUGAGCAAGGUGGUGUCGGGAAAGCCGCCUCCCGACAUCGACUUUGAGAGGACCCUCGAUAGCUUCGAAUACAGAGCUCAGGCCGACCUGAUGUCUUCGCGGGCCCACGCAGCCGCUGCGACUAGCGAUGAUGAUGACGACGGGGAGGAGGAUGCGGGGGCAGUCCAGCCCCAUGUGCAGCAACGCUACAGUGAUGGCGAUGAGGACAAUGAUCAGGGCCGCCCUAACAAGGCCGAAAUCUUGCGGGAGGCAUUCCGGUUCCUCCCCCACCAAGUUGCUGAUGCAUGUGAAUGUUAUCAGUACUGCAAGCGCAGUCCCGUGCGGUGCUAUAUCAAUGGCACAGAUAUGGGUGUUGGCAAGAUGUUGUCAGGCAUGGCUUCCAUCUAUCUGAUGUACAAGGACCAGAAGUCUCGGCACGAACGUGGUCUCCUCACCCACCACCACGUGUUCGGGCCCAACAUGUAG